UCGUUUUAUUUAGUAAAAAUGUAGACUUUGUAGUUUAAACGAAGCUUUGGUCCUUACAUAUUUUUAAAGUUAUUUUUUCCGAGUGAGAAUCCAAAAUUUAAAUGUUUAUAAUAUUUUGAAAAUAUUUUUUGUAACUUUUAGACGAAUUAAAUAUACCAAAUUAAUUUUUUUUAGUAAAUUAUUGGGUACAUAUUCCAGCGGUUCAAUGGAGAGUAAAGAAAAUAUAAAUGACGAAGAUGUCGAAGCUAGGCGCAGUCAUAAAUUUACAACAUUACCGAACCUGCCGAAAGCAUUAACUUUGAAUGAAAAGAAAUACCUUUUGGCUAUUGAAAGAGGAGACCUUCCAACUGUAAGAAAAUUGCUAUCGAGAGCCCAAAGAAAAAAUACCUUUGAUAUAAACUGUGUAGACAGUUUAGGUAGAGGGGCACUAACAAUAGCGAUUGACCAAGAAAAUCUUGAAAUGGUAGAACUUCUUGUUAUUAUGGGCGUUGAAACCAGAGAUGCUCUUCUAUAUGCUAUCAAUGUUGAGUUUGUUGAAGCAGUCGAGUUACUUUUAGAACAUGAAGAAUUGAUACAUAAAGAAGGAGAACCUUAUAGUUGGCAAAAAGUGGAUUUAAAUACUGCAGUGUUCACACCCGAUAUUACUCCUUUAAUUUUAGCUGCUCAUAGAAAUAACUACGAAAUAUUAAAGAUUUUAUUAGAUAGGGGAGCUACGAUACCCAUGCCACAUGAUAUUAAAUGCGGCUGUGAUGACUGCGUAAGUCAAUCAGAAGAAGAUUCUUUGCGAUACUCAUUAUCUCGGUUAAAUGAGUAUAAGGCCUUGGCUAGUCCAUCGCUAAUGGCGCUUUCCUCUAGUGAUCCUCUUUUAACAGCAUUUCAGUUAUCAUGGGAAUUACGGAAUUUGGCUUUUGCAGAACCUGAAUCAAAAUCUGAAUAUAUGGAUUUACGUAAGCAAUGUCAGCAAUUUGCUGUGGAUUUGCUGCAACAGUCAAGAAGUUCAAGCGAAUUGGCAAUUAUUUUAAACCAUGAUCCUAAUAACCCUCCGUACCAGGAGGGCGAACACAUGAAACUGGCAAGGCUUGAACUUGCUAUCCUGUACAAGCAGAAAAAGUUUGUUUCGCAUCCGAAUAUUCAACAGCUUUUAGCAGCUUUAUGGUAUGAAGGAGUUCCCGGAUUUCGCAGGAAAUCCACUGUUCAAAAGUUAAUGAUAAUUAUAAAAGUGGCCCUAUUCUUUCCAUUAUAUUGCCUUCUGUAUACAUUUGCACCUGAGACAAAAAGUGGUAAACUUAUGAGGAAACCUUUUAUGAAGUUUUUGAUUCAUGCGUCAUCUUACUUAUUUUUCUUAUUACUAUUGAUCUUGGUGUCUUUAAGGGCUGACGAUAUUUUUUUCGAAUACGUUGGUUCCCAAUCUAUGAAAGCUUACGUUUUGGAAAAAUAUCAGAAACAAAGGGGUAAUACACCAACUUUUUUAGAAUAUGCUGUAUUGAUAUAUGUCAUAGGAUUUAUAUUUGAAGAAACUCAAGAAAUAUUUACAGAAGGCAUAAAAAGUUACUUGCGCAAUCUUUGGAAUUUCAUCGAUUUUACUAGAAACCUUUUUUAUUCUAUGACCUUUGGAUUAAGAGCUAUCGCCUAUCUUCAACAAUGCAAUGAAAUUUAUAAUGAUCCACAAACAGCAUAUUUAAGAAGGGAGGAAUGGAAUGCUUUUGAUCCACAGCUUAUUGCCGAAGGACUGUUUGCAGCUGCAAAUAUUCUUAGUGCCUUAAAAUUGGUGCACUUAUUCUCAAUAAACCCACACUUAGGACCUUUACAAAUUUCACUAGGACGAAUGGUAAUCGAUAUAGUGAAGUUCUUUUUCAUUUAUUCAUUGGUUCUUUUUGCUUUUGCUUGUGGACUUAACCAACUUUUAUGGUACUUUUCCGACCUCGAAAAACAAAAGUGCUAUCACCUACCAAGUGGUGAACCCGACUUUGACAAUGCAGGCGACUCUUGUAUGAAAUGGAGACGAUUUGCAAAUGUCUUUGAAUCUUCUCAGUCGUUAUUUUGGGCUUCUUUUGGAAUGGUGGAUCUCGAUAGCUUUGAACUAACUGGUAUAAAAACCUACACCAGGUUUUGGGGACUACUGAUGUUCGGUUCUUAUUCUGUAAUCAACGUUAUUGUACUACUGAAUCUCCUUAUUGCAAUGAUGUCUAAUUCUUAUGCAAUGAUUGAGCAACAUUCGGAUACUGAAUGGAAGUUUGCAAGAACCAAGCUUUGGAUGAGCUACUUCGAGGAAUCUGGCACUUUACCACCUCCUUUUAAUAUAUUUCCUAAACCUAAACAUUUAUUUAAACUUUUAGGGCUUCGAAAGAAAGACAAACUUAAAAGAAUGUCUACAAAGAGACGAAAUAGAGAAGAGAAAGAGCGAGACUACAGAUAUACUGCAGUAAUGAGAGCCUUAGUGUGGAGAUAUGUCUCAUCUAUGCAUAGAAAAUAUGAUGAAAGUCUGGUAACUGAAGAUGAUAUAAAUGAAUUAAAAAGUGAUAUAUCUUCGUUUCGUUAUGAACUGAUUGAGUUACUGAGCAGAAAUGGCAUGGACGUCUCAUCUGCUGAGAAAAGAGAAAAGGGUAAGUUUUUUAUAUUUCUUCAACCUUAUAUUAAUAUAUUUUUUCUAGCUGUACUGGGUAAAAGAAUGAAAAUUUGGGAACGACGUCUUAUGAAAGACUUUAAAGUAGCUCCAGUUGCUAUAGAUGAAAAUGAAGAACUAUUUGCACCUCCACCGGAAGGUGAAACCUCUUUGGCAAGAUUUAGACGAAUCGCAAAAAUGGCAGCCAUGGAUUCUAGCUUAAAUAAGUGGCAAGCAGUGGUUAAAGGAGCCUACGUAGCAUCGCAAAUUGGAAGGUGUCACAGAAGAGAUUCAUUCAAAAAACAACAAAACCUUCAAAAAGCCAUAACAGAGGCUAAACGAUUAGCUGCAAAGAGUCCUGAUAGUUCUAGAUCUGCAAGUCCUCAGGUGACUUUACCUGAUUAUACUGGAGCUGAAAUUGUUAAACUUAUAAAAGAUGAUACAUCACCGUAUGGAACGAUCAGAGGAAGUGUAAGCAUCAGUCCAAACGUAACUAUACUUGAUUCAAAUAAUAAAAAAAGCACCGUACUUUCGCCAACUAUUGCAAUAUUUCCUCCUGAACCUUUAGUUACGAAAAACGAAGUGACGCAACCGAAGCAAUCGACAGAACAAGAUCUAGAUUUGAUAAAUUUAGAAAGUAACCAGGCAUCUUCAGUUUUUAUUUUUGAGACAUCGAAUGGUAUACCUUCAGAUCAGCUUGAUAAAACUGACAAGAAUAUUAUGGAUUCAUCGAGUAAGUCUCCAACUCGCGGUGCCCAAAGUCCCUUUAUGAUACCCUCACCGCCGGUUAAGCCUUUAGAGACGUCCAAAAACUCAUCACCCUCGAGGUCUUUUCAACAAUUUCCCAAGUUAUCCUCUCCCGAUAAAUCUUUAAAGGUAAAUGAAACAUCUCCAUCUAAGCAACUCGUGUCAACAAUGCGACUUCGUUUUGAACAACCACAAAUAGAAAGUGGCCAAGAGAAUGAAGACAAAGAUGGCUUUUCUUCGGAAGAUUCUGAAAGUAAAGGCAGUUGUGAUGAGUUAAAUAGAAUAAUUUCUUCCGAAAAUUUUAAAGAGGACAGAUCUGAUGUUCAAGUAGGUAAAGAUGAGUUAAAGCAAGGUGAGGAGAAAUUUGAAGAUCAAGAUCUUCAGCUUUUUGAAGAAGCAAAACAUGAAUUUAAGGCAUCUCUUGCUCUAGAAAACGUGUCUGAUGUAGAGGAUGAGAUUCACCAUAAAGAAAAGGAUAAGGAACGAUCUUUUACUCCGAGGCCAUUAACUCCUCAACCGUUAAGUCCUCCUUCUGAUUCACCACCGAGAGCUCCAACUCCUUUAACUCAAAGGAAUAUACAUAGGGUACAUGACUCUAGAAGAAUACUGCCGGAAUUUGGUUGGCUCUAAAUAAUGCUUUUGCUUUACUCCUUAUAGGUUACAACUGCCUUGAAAAUGAAAUGAGGAGAUUUACAACAUUUAACUUAUAUAAGUUAUUAUAUUAUGAUAUAAUACGUGUAACUAGUUGAUAACUAGAUUCGUUUCAAAACUGUAAAAUUGGUACCCUUUUUUGUUAUUGGACAAAAAGUCUCUCUUGUGUAUAUUUUUUAAGCUUAUAUCGUUCGACCGCAUACUUUCGUAUCCAUUUAGAUGUUUUAUCACCUAGUUGCACUUUGUGUGAAUACUCUAAAUAUCAAUAAAAGAAACAGUAAAUAAAAUAUUAGCUUUUA
Anthonomus grandis grandis is the source of this 4299-nucleotide messenger RNA. RefSeq names its product transient-receptor-potential-like protein. The record is from RefSeq and is a predicted model, not a curated record. NCBI's taxonomy places the organism in Eukaryota, Metazoa, Arthropoda, Insecta, Coleoptera, Curculionidae. Gene Ontology annotation, molecular function: protein binding; store-operated calcium channel activity; inositol 1,4,5 trisphosphate binding. Gene Ontology annotation, cellular component: membrane; cation channel complex. The coding region runs from base 206 to 3979 and encodes 1257 amino acids. Gene Ontology annotation, biological process: manganese ion transport; calcium ion transmembrane transport; regulation of cytosolic calcium ion concentration. The transcript is spliced from 19 exons.